Messenger RNA from Diorhabda carinulata, 1308 nucleotides. Its product is annotated as peptidoglycan recognition protein 1-like. NCBI's taxonomy places the organism in Eukaryota, Metazoa, Arthropoda, Insecta, Coleoptera, Chrysomelidae. The record is from RefSeq and is a predicted model, not a curated record. Gene Ontology annotation, molecular function: N-acetylmuramoyl-L-alanine amidase activity; zinc ion binding. Gene Ontology annotation, biological process: peptidoglycan catabolic process. The transcript is spliced from 4 exons. The coding region runs from base 200 to 1162 and encodes 320 amino acids.
AAACGAUUGUACGUGAUUUGGUAUCAAAAUUUAUAAUUGUUUCGAGUUAUACGUGAGUCGUAGUAUGAGAUUGUGUUUUAUUAGGAGGAAAUCCCCACGACGUGCUUGUCAAUUACCUAAUUACAGUUUUUUAACUUCUUUAUCAAUUUAAUACAAUAGAUUUGACGAUGCUGUUAUUAACAUCGAAGAAACGGUAAAAAUGACUGAUAACCAGACUAAACCAGAAGCAAUUAAGGUAUCUACGGAAAAAAUAUCGACAGAAAUUAUGCAAACAACGCCGAACAAUAAACUUUAUUCGAGUAACGAUUCUUCUGCAGCGGAUAUUCUUGUUGGUAAAAACGAUUCGGGUGGUAAAUCGUAUCUUACGAAAAUCGACGGUUCAAAUCGGGGUAGUAACAUCGACCCGAAGGAAUCUAGUCGAAAUCCAACAACCCCUAAAAGCGUCACAAUAAAUUUAAGCGCUAAUAAACUUAAAGAAAGUUUAGAUAACGAUACCAACGCCGAUGAAGAUCGUACAGAAGAAUCCACGCCGUUAAUACCAAGAUCCAAUACCAUAUGGAGUAUUUGCGAUAAAAUAUGGUUGGUUACUUUUAUUUUGAUGGUGAUUGUUGGUUUGUUCGUGGGGGUUUCUCUGUUGAUUUGGUUAGGUUAUGAAAAAUCGACUUUUCACUUGAUAGUUAAAAGCAAAUGGACGACCGUUUACCCAACAAGGGAAAUGGUGAAAUUGAAAUUGCCUUUACGAAAAGUUUCUUUGAUAGAAAUCGACGCGUCUGAUGGAAAUGUAUGCGGGGGAAACUACUACUAUUCUAGCUGCGUCAGGGUGAUCCAAAAUCAGCAUAUGAAUGAGCUAAAAGAACCAGAUAUACUUUAUAAUUUCAUCGUCGAUCAAGACGGUACUAUUUACGAAGGGAGAGGCUGGGAGAAUUGUACCUGCAAUGGAGAAUUCCUUGGAGAACAAUUGACCAUAGGAAUUUUAGUUAACGAUGGCAACAUUGGACACAAAGUACCGAUCUACGUUAAGAAUUUCUUGAGUAAAGCUGAAAAUAAAUUAGAACCUUGUUUCACGAUUUCGACUCAUAACGAUACGGUUUUAAAACCGGUCGUACAACGUGUGAAAGAGGUCAUAGAUUGGAAUAACUGUUCUCAAACGUCUCAACAAUAAUUAUCGACAAAUAAAUGAUCACAGGUCAAUAAACUACUGGAAUUUUGAUUAUGUUCAAUUUUUUUUCAUAACGAGUAUUAAUAGCUUCUGAUUUUGGUAAUUGAAAUGUUGUUUUUAAUGAAAAUGUAUUUUAGAAGUGAAUAAAA